Rhipicephalus microplus (southern cattle tick) is the source of this 762-nucleotide messenger RNA. Its product is annotated as NSFL1 cofactor p47. The record is from RefSeq and is a predicted model, not a curated record. Gene Ontology annotation, molecular function: ubiquitin binding. Gene Ontology annotation, cellular component: cytosol; nucleus. Lineage: Eukaryota; Metazoa; Arthropoda; Arachnida; Ixodida; Ixodidae. Gene Ontology annotation, biological process: Golgi organization; membrane fusion; nuclear membrane reassembly.
AUGUUCAGGGCAGCCAGGUUACAUGGCGCUGCAACCAUGGAACCGGGAGCGGAUGACAAAACGGGCAAGGCUGCAGGUGCUGUUGGCAGCUCGUUCUCGGGUGCUGGUCGCAAGCUUGACGAUGCAGCGAAGACUGGAGAGACAGUCGCGCCAGUCGACCGUACUGCACCUCAAUGUUCCAUUUCGAAGGUGCUCAAAAUGUGGGAAAAUGGUUUCAGCGUCGACGAUGGGCCCCUGCGGGCGUAUGACAGUCCAAGCAGCGAACAGUUUCUCCAGUCCAUCCGCCAGGGAGAAGUCCCCGUGGAGAUGCUGCAGGAGGCGGAAGGGGCCGAGGUGGACUUAAUCAUGGAAGACCAUCGGCACGAGCAGUUCUUCGCACCGCAGCGUAUAAAGGUGAUGCCCUUCGAAGGCACGGGACACCGGCUCGGCGCCGUGACUCCAACGAUGAUCCGGCGAACAGUGACAAUGCUACCGAUCGAACUCGCUGAGGCCAACGCGAAGAAGGCGAUAAACCUGAACGAGGCUUUGCCUACCACUAACAUCCAGAUUCGUCUCCACGAUGGCUCGAGGUUGGUGGCACGCAUGAACCAGACCAACACGGUAGCUGACAUUCGCAAGUACAUUGUGAACGCCCGGCCUGAGUACGAGGCAGCGACUUUCACGCUGCAGACUAUGUUCCCGAGGAAGGAACUCACGAACGACCAGGCGACGCUGAAGGAGGCGAACCUGCUCAACGUGGUCAUCGUUCAACGCCUGAAGUAA